CUUCUUUAUAUAUACAACUACACACAAUACAAUAUUUACAUUGAAUUUAUUACUAUAAUAUAGCUGUUUUCUUAUACAAUUCUCUUAAUCUUUGCAAAAGUAAAGAAAAGAAAAAAAAAAUGGAUUUUUACACAUAUCCAAGAAGUGCUUUUUCUUCUUCAUCAUCAAUUUUUUCUUCAUUUUGUAUGAUGGAUUUGAUUGAAAGAGCCAAAGAUUUCUUCAGAUUUGCUGUUUCUACUAUUAUUGGGAAUGUGUUUUCUGCAAUUUUCACAUUUUUCUUUGCAUUAGUGGGCACGUUAUUAGGAGCAAUGACAGGAGCUUUGAUAGGUCAAGAAACGGAAAGUGGAUUUAUUAGAGGUGCCGCGGUUGGAGCCAUUUCUGGUGCUGUUUUCUCUCUUGAGGUCUUUGAGUCAUCUCUGUUACUAUGGCAAUCUGAUGAAUCCGGAAUUGGAUGUGUUCUUUAUUUGAUUGAUGUAAUAGCCAGCUUGUUAAGUGGUAGACUAGUUCGUGAACGGAUUGGUCCAGCAAUGCUUAGUGCAGUGCAAAAUCAGAUGGGAGCUGUUGAAACUGCAUAUGAAGAGGUGCCUAACAUUUUCGAUACAGGUGGGGCAAAAGGUUUGUCUGGACAUUUUGUGGAAAAGAUCGCGAAGGUUGUAAUUAGCAGUGAUAACAAUGUGGAUGAUACAGGGGAGAGAGUCUCGUGUUCAGUCUGCUUACAGGACUUUCAACUGGCGGAAACUGUUAGAUGUUUGCCACAAUGUCAUCACAUGUUUCACCUACCAUGCAUCGAUACAUGGUUGCUGAGACAUGGCUCAUGUCCAUUGUGCAGACGGGAUCUAUAGGUGGUUGUACUCUGGUAAAUAGUUAUAAGGUUAUUUAAUUUCUUCAUACUUACUGAAAAGGAUUUCCCCCUCUAUGUUUGCCAUCACAUGCAGUAUAUCGAGGAAGCCUAUGUAAUUUAGUGGCAUAUAUGCACUUUCCAGUAUGGUCAUUGUAGUCAAUUACCAUUGUGUAGAAAGAAUUUUAAUCUAUUAUAGUAUAGUGCUCACUGCUCACUACUUCUACUAAGUAAGUAUUUUUGUAUCAGCACCCUCAUGUUUCGUGCAAACGUCUUGCAAGAAUAGGUUUACUGUAUCUAAUUAGUUGCAGAACAUACGAGUUUUCUGGUGAA
Molecule: messenger RNA, 1171 nt
Organism: Solanum tuberosum (potato)
Lineage: Eukaryota; Viridiplantae; Streptophyta; Magnoliopsida; Solanales; Solanaceae
Product: NEP1-interacting protein-like 1
Exons: 5
Coding region: 120-842 (240 amino acids)
Source: RefSeq, a predicted model, not a curated record